Molecule: messenger RNA, 726 nt
Organism: Mesorhabditis spiculigera
Lineage: Eukaryota; Metazoa; Nematoda; Chromadorea; Rhabditida; Rhabditidae
Source: the annotation of a GenBank genome assembly
AUGACGACUCCAAAAACCCUCCAAACCGUCCAUCUCAUCGAAUGUGGUAUCGGCGUCUUCCUGAAUUUCGUGGCCAUCUACCUAAUUCUCAACAAAACCAGCAAAGUCGUUGGCAAAUACUCGAGAUUACUGCUAUGUUUUUGCCUUGGCAAUUUGAUCCUCGCAGUGUCGGAUUGUCUGAUAGUGCCGAUUACACUUGUUUCGGAGCGUACCUACUUACUUGUCACGACAUCAGAUUUCAUCGAGAAUGAAGCAGUUGUCUACUACCUUCUAGUGCUCUAUUGCACGACAUUCAGCCUGGCCAUCGUAUUGUUAAUGUGCCAAUUCGUGUACAGAUAUGCGGCUGUCUGCAGAAACUCCGUGGUCGCCAAUAUGCAACCAACUAAAGCGGGAAUUUUGUGCCUUGCCGCCGUUGUCGUACUUUGCUCGAUUUGGGCGGCCAGCUCUCACUUUGCCGCCGGAUGCUGGACGGCUGGGAAGGAAGUGCUCGUGCAAGCAAAUCGUGUCUAUUCCGAGCGAUUCCAGAUGACCGAUCUACAAAAACCUGCUCGACAGCAAGACGGUCAGCGUCCGGACCAGGAAUUUGCAGAAGGAGCUAUUUGUGGCGUUGGUUGUACAGGUUAUCAUCCCCUUAUUCUGCAGCUAUAUCCCGCUAGCAUGCGUGCUAUUAUCGUCAAUGUUUGGAUUACCAAUAAAUAUCGAGCCGGUCUGCUUCUUGGUUGUUUU